AUGGAGGGGCCUAAUGACAGCGCAGAGAACACUGAAAGUGGGCCCAAUUACGUUAGCCCCGAAAGUGGGCCCAACGGUGCGAACACGGCGAACACGGCGAACACGGCUAACACGGCUAACACGGCAAACUCGGCGAACGGCACCUUCUCGUUCCAGAUGCUCGACAUGAUCAUCACGAGCGGCAGCACUGACCGAUCGAAGUCGCAAGAGAAGGAGACGAACUAUAUGACAGAAAAUACAACGGGGAAGAGGCCCUCAUGUACAUCCGAAGAACGAGCAGAAAUUUCAAGCGGAACAAAACGAGCAAAGCGGAAAAGCUCUCUCCCUGAGCAAACUGCCAACAGUGAUGAAGAUGCAGUUCAAUUUAAGAAGGAACUUCACAAUUUGGGGAAAAGGGAAAUGAAGAAAAAAAUGGUCUAUAAUAUGAACUCAGAGGUAGCAAUAGGAAGCGGUUCGGAAUUCUCCCUUCUGGGGGAGUUGCUGCCUGUUGAAGGGGCCCCUGGUUUGGCUUCACCUAAAGAGGAGAUGCCAAUUCUGGGCGACUUUAUGGACUCCCUAAGUGGUGGCAAUAGCAGCUGGGGGGAACAGUACCACCUGUGUGGGGAAAGUGACAAACGUAGCGAUACGAAUGAUCGGCAUGAAAAACACAUGAACGAACAGGACGUGGAUGCGCUACUAGCCAAAAUGGAACAGGCGGAUGAAGAAGUCCUCCUCUCAAAGAGCAUCGAUUGUACCAACUGUAAAUACUACUUAAAAGAAUUGACGAGCAGAAACUACAUGGACUUCUCCUACAUGGAUCAGUAUAUCAGCGAGGGGGAGAGGAACCUACUUUUAUUAAAAAAUAAAAAAAUUGAGGAAUUAGAAAAUGGGAACAAAUUAAUGAAACAAAAAAUGAGGAAGUUGAAAAAGGAGAACAAAAUUCUGAGCAGCAAACUGGACACACUCGCCGAGAGCUUAAGCGAUUUAAGGGACCACUUUGACAAGCUAAUGGAAGAAAAUAAAUCUCUAAAGGAGGUGAAUAAACAGCUGCGCGUGGAUCUGGAGAAGGGGCAGUUGUGUAAGGAGGAAAUGGAAGGGGCAAAUAGGAAAGGGGCAAACAGGAAAGGUGCGAACAGGAAAGGUGCGAACAGGAAAGGCGCGAACAAAAAGGAUGCACCUUCUUCAUCCCAUGGAAGAGGCGAUCCCCCCGAAAGGGAUUUUGAAAACUCAAUCGAUAAUGAAUUAUUUAACGAGCUUUGA
Plasmodium cynomolgi strain B is the source of this 1239-nucleotide messenger RNA. RefSeq lists its product as hypothetical. Lineage: Eukaryota; Apicomplexa; Aconoidasida; Haemosporida; Plasmodiidae. The transcript has a single exon. The record is from RefSeq and is a predicted model, not a curated record. The coding region runs from base 1 to 1239 and encodes 412 amino acids.